AUGGAGUGGUCUCGAGGACCCGUGAUCGGCCGGGGAUCCACCGCCACCGUCUCCCUCGCCACCUCCGCCGCCGCCUCCGGCCAGCUCUUCGCUCUCAAGUCCGCCGAGCUCUCCCGCUCUCUCUUCCUGCAGAGGGAGCAGAGCAUCCUCUCCAACCUCAGCUGCCCCUACAUUGUCAAGUACGUCGGAUCGGGAGUCUCCGACGAGAACCGUACCCCCAUCUACAACCUCUGUAUGGAGUACGCCGCCGGCGGGACGCUGAGCGAUGUGAUUCGCCGCCGGGGAGGCCGGAUGGGGGAGGCUGAGAUCGGGGCGGUGGUUCUCCGGGUUCUAAAGGGGCUGGAGUACUUGCACGGGAAGGGUUUGGUUCACUGCGACAUCAAGGCCCAGAACGUGCUGGUGGACGAGGUGGAAGGAGCCAUAAUUGGGGAUUUCGGGUGCUCGAAAUUCGUCGUCGAGGGAGGUGAGGGUGUGGUGGGGUUUUCCGGCACGCCGGCGUUCAUGGCGCCGGAAGUGGCGAGGGGGGAGGAGCAGGGUUUCGCGGCGGAUGUUUGGGCGGUGGGUUGCACGGUGAUUGAGAUGGCUACCGGAAGGAACCCGUGGGCGGAGUUCGGAGACGACCCUGUUUCUGCUCUCUACCGAAUUGGGUUUUCCAACGAGGCGCCGGAGGUUCCGAGCUGGUUAUCGGAGGAAGCAGCGGAUUUUGUCGCCAAGUGUUUGAUGAAAAACCCCAGAGAGCGGUGGAGUGCUAAAGAGCUUCUGGAUCACCCGUUUCUCCACGAAUCGGAGCUGGAUCUGUCGGUUGAUGAAUUCAAAAAGGAGGCCGGGACGAGCUCGCCGAGCUGCGUGCUGGAUCAGGGGUUUUGGGAUUCCUUGGACGGCGGAUUGGACAGCCCGCAAAAUCUGACGAUCGAUGAAGUCCGCUGCUCGAGAAUUCCACCCGGUGAUAGGAUCAAGAGCUUGAUCAGUGGGUUUUCUUCAGCAUCGAAUUUCUCUGAUUGGAGUUCGGAAGAAGAGGGCGAUUGGAUCACGGUUCGAAGUAACGAAUCCGAGGAAACCGAUGGCAUGUUCUUGGACGACGAAUCAUCUGUUGAAGAACAAGAUGCAGCAUCUCCGUUCUGGGAUACUGCGAUCCUCAAUUUGGAUCAGGGGGGGGAGUUUGGAAGGUCGGAUUCCGACGAAGAGUCGCCGCCGGCGGCGGGAUUAGAUUUUGACUCCAUUGAAAACGUUGUUGUUGCCAUUAGUAGUAGAGGAGAUGAUUAUGAUGGUUUUGUAGUAGUGAAGGAAGUUGAUGAAAAUAGUAACAUUAAUGAUACUUCAGAUUCUCUGAAAAAAUAUUGUUUGCUCGAUCCUUCCCUUCCCCUUACCUGCAUCAUUUCUUUCCCCGUUCGUACUAAUCAAGCUAACAGCUGCAAAGAGGACAAACCCAAUAUGCCCAAUUUUGGGAUAGUGCUCUGUUUUGGUCGAAACAGAGGAAUCCCAUUAUUAUGUCACUUUGAACACAACCAUAGACUAACAACAAUCUUCAACAGUAUCAAAGAGCUUAGAUAUUUUCUUUAG
Messenger RNA from Linum tenue, 1560 nucleotides. The record is from the annotation of a GenBank genome assembly. Lineage: Eukaryota; Viridiplantae; Streptophyta; Magnoliopsida; Malpighiales; Linaceae.